Molecule: messenger RNA, 366 nt
Organism: Peniophora sp. CBMAI 1063
Lineage: Eukaryota; Fungi; Basidiomycota; Agaricomycetes; Russulales; Peniophoraceae
Source: the annotation of a GenBank genome assembly
AUGAUGUCAGGGAUGACUCGUUCCUGCCGACAGUCGGCCCACUUCAACCAGUUCAAGUUCUUCAACAUCGAGACGGACUCCAAAAGUGGCAUCACCAAAAUGGCCCUCUCUCAAUCUGCAGUGACCGUCUUUGGCCACCUUAGUAUUUCUGCCAUUACAAAGGGAUUUACCAAGUAUGUAUACAAAGUCUGUGGACUCGCGCAAGGUCCUCUGGUGGCAAAACAGUUCUAUAACAUUGGUGGUAAUUGUCUCAGCUCUAGCGAGAAUAACUUUGCCAAUCUGCAGCUUGAGGUGCAGUGUGUCCAGCAGCUUGGUUACUUUCUCAAGAAGUUCUACAAGUAUACUUGUCUGACCGCUCUCAUGUAA